Mercurialis annua (annual mercury) is the source of this 1557-nucleotide messenger RNA. Its product is annotated as phosphatidylinositol/phosphatidylcholine transfer protein SFH9. The record is from RefSeq and is a predicted model, not a curated record. Bases 263 to 1276 code for a protein of 337 amino acids. NCBI's taxonomy places the organism in Eukaryota, Viridiplantae, Streptophyta, Magnoliopsida, Malpighiales, Euphorbiaceae. The transcript is spliced from 11 exons.
AUUUAAUUAUAAUAUUCAAUUCAUUUAAAACAAGAAAACAAACUCAGAUUUCAAGGCCACUUCUCUCUCUAAGAGGGCCUUUUUUCUUCUCUCUAAAUUGAGUGCAUUCACUUUAAAUUUGGUGAUUUCAAUCUUUGAAGUUUGAAGUACCCACUGACUUGAAUUGAAUCCUUUAAGAAAAAAGACACCAUCUUUGAAAUCUUUGUUAAAUUUGUAAUUUUGAAGCUAAUAAAUUUCAGUUCUUUGUGUUGAAACUUUUGAAAUGGGUGUUGCUAAUCAAGAAGCUAUGAAGCAGUUGCAGUCUUUAAUGGACCAAAUAGAUGAGCAGCUGAAGAAUACAUUUCGGAAUAUGCACCAGGAUUGUCCAAGUGAAACAUUGGCGCGGUUUCUAAAAGCAAGAGACUGGAAUGUUGCUAAGGCCCACAAAAUGUUGAUGGAUUGUCUAGAAUGGCGAAUACAAAAUGAGAUCGACAAAAUACUGGCGAAACCAAUAAUUCCAGCAGAUUUGUACAGAGCAAUUCGAGAUUCUCACCUUGUAGGAGUAUCAGGUUACUCAAAAGAGGGCCUUCCUGUUGUUGCCAUUGGCGUUGGGCUUAGCACUUUCGAUAAAGCAUCUGUGCAUUAUUAUGUGCAGUCACAUAUUCAACUGAAUGAAUAUAGAGAUCGUGUAAUAUUGCCUUCUGCAACCAGGAUGUGCGGACGGCAUAUUAGCACUUGUGUCAAAGUUUUAGAUAUGACUGGCUUAAAGCUUUCAGCAUUGAAUCAAAUUAAGUUAUUGACGGUUAUAUCCACAGUUGAUGAUUUAAACUAUCCAGAAAAGACACAGACAUACUAUAUUGUCAAUGUCCCAUACAUAUUUUCAGCAUGCUGGAAGGUUGUAAAGCCACUUUUACAAGAAAGAACAAGGCGGAAAAUUCAGGUUUUGCAAGGCUGCGGAAGAGACGAGUUGUUGAAGAUUAUGGAUUAUUCGUCCCUUCCACAUUUUUGCAGAAAAGAAGGUUCUGGUUCCUCGCGUCAUUCCGGGAAUGGAACCACUGACAAUUGUUUCUCAUUGGAUCAUGACUUCCAUCAACAGUUAUACAAUUAUAUCAAGCAACAAGCUGCUCUUACAGAAUGCAUUUCGCCAAUCAAACAGGGAUCAGUCCAUGUGAGUAUCCCGGAGCCAGAUCAGGAAGACGCGGAUAUUGCCAAGACAAUUGAAUCUGAACUACACAAGUUUGAAGAUCUGCACGGACUCUCCAACUCAUUAAAUGGCCUUAAAUUUAAUGGCCGCUAAAAUUUAGGUACUAUCAAAAUCAAAUCAUUACUAAUACCACACCGGACUCAACUCUCAGUGGCUGAUUCAUUUCCGACUGGUUCGAGGGCAAGUCUUUGUAUUUCGGUUACUAAAAUAUAAUAGUUCUUUGCUUGCAUCAGCUCGAUGCAGGCUUAGAAAAGAUGAAGCUAAUAUUCUGUAGAUGUUGUAUAACCACUUUAAAGUGGAUUUUACCCCACUGGCAUUAUAUGACCUUUCUGCUCUGAUGCUUGAGCAAGAAGCUAUUGCAUUAUUUAUUAUCA